AUGUCUUUCACGCAGUUCCUAUGUUUCCUCGUCUUUCACAUCUGGAGCUAUGAUCGUUUCAACUGUCUCAAAUGGAACUCUGGUCGUCAACCCGGCGCUUUCAAACGGGUCAUGACAUCCACCUUGUUCUCCCACACCCAGUAUUCUUAUCUGGCGACUCUCCCAUUACUCGUUAUCUUCAGCAUAGCGUUCACCAUUAUCAAAUAUAAAGAAGGCUAUGUUAUCGCACCGCACGGCCAAAUUAUUCCAAAACCGACCGAGUUUUACGACAAGGUCAACGAAAGAUGGAUAUUGCCGCUUUACUUCGUAUUUAGCAUCGCAUGGGCGUUUGAGCUCGUAGUUGCGAUCCUAGGAAUGCCAUUGACCACGCUUGUAUCUCGGAGAAAUCUCGACAUGUGUCAAGCGUGGAUUUUUCUCGUCGGCUCGUCGGCUUCAACUUCAACAACGCUCUUAUUUCUUUAUGUCCUCGCUCGGUUUCCACUCUUCGUCCGUCGAAUAAAGGAUGAUGGCGCGGAGCCGGACGUUGUCAUUCGGCUCGUUAUGUUUUACCAGCUCAACCUGGGACGCGUCAUAUUUCGCUUUUUGUUUACUCUCCCACUAUUUGUCCUCGCAUUGGAUGGAGUGCAAGGAAAUCACAACGUCAACAGAAACUCGUUUUGGUCAGAUUUCUUACUAGCGAUGGGCGGCAUUGGGUGUUUCGUGUCUUCAGCCAUAACACUUCUCAUCUUCUUCCCUCGUUCAUUGACACACGAACUAGGAUACACCGCAAAAGCUCAGCCUCAGGAAGAAGUCAUCAAAGCCUCUUCCGCAGCCCUGGACAACGCGCCACCCCCAUCCCUGCAUCACAGACACACCCCCUCCUCCCCAAAAGCCACCCCCCACUCCGCUCCCCUCACUCCCGAUCAACCCAUGCCCAUCUCGCGCUCGCCUUCACUCUCGUCUGAGGAUCCACACGAGGCGACGCCCGAAUACGAGCUCGAGGACCCCCAUUCGUACGACGAGCAUCCCCAUGUACGCAUGUGGAAUCUGCACGACGCGGCUGUGCAGGAGAUACCUUACUCUGAAACGCCCUAUGUGUUCGACCACCAAUCACGGGGGUGGGUAUCUCGUGCACAGCAGGAGGGCAAUGCCUCGCCGUCUAACUUGCAUCCAUAUGUUCGAACGUUUACAUCACCCAUUGAUUUGGUAGAUCUUGAAGAGGACGAACGGCGGCAUAUGCACCGAGCCUAG
Molecule: messenger RNA, 1230 nt
Organism: Serpula lacrymans var. lacrymans S7.9
Lineage: Eukaryota; Fungi; Basidiomycota; Agaricomycetes; Boletales; Serpulaceae
Exons: 12
Coding region: 1-1230 (409 amino acids)
Source: RefSeq, a predicted model, not a curated record